Molecule: messenger RNA, 7833 nt
Organism: Sarcophilus harrisii (Tasmanian devil)
Lineage: Eukaryota; Metazoa; Chordata; Mammalia; Dasyuromorphia; Dasyuridae
Gene: CACNA1E
Product: calcium voltage-gated channel subunit alpha1 E
Exons: 50
Coding region: 151-7527 (2458 amino acids)
Biological process (GO): calcium ion import across plasma membrane; chemical synaptic transmission
Cellular component (GO): neuronal cell body; membrane; voltage-gated calcium channel complex
Molecular function (GO): calcium ion binding; high voltage-gated calcium channel activity
Source: RefSeq, a predicted model, not a curated record
CUUCCUCUCCCUUCCUGCUCCCCCUCCUCCAUAUUGCUCGCUUUUCUUUCUCUUUUUAAAAAAGAAUUCAAAUAAUGUCUAUGGAAUAAUAGCACACCCUCAUUCACCUGAGUGCGGGACCCUGCAUUAAUUCAAGAGCAAUGAGCUGUGAUGGUGCCGGAGAUGCAUGGACACAGCCCAUGCCCAGCCUACAAGUCCCAGGAGCUCAUCCCUGCCUUGGCCACCGGGGAAAGCCCUGAGCUUGGUCUGGUUGCCCACCGCCACAUCCUGUCCCUUCCUGAGGAGGAGACAUGGCGCCAGCACAGCCCAGGGAUGUUGCCCACCCAGACUUCUGCUCUGCUCGAGCCCGAGGCCCUGGAGGACGCAGGAGCCUUACCAGGGUCCCCACGUGCCCUAUGCUUCGAUGCCUCCUCGGUCUUCUUCCCCAUGCAAGAAGGUGAGGGCUCAGGAUGGGAGGGCAGCAGUGCCCUCGAUCCCAGUCUGAGCCCAUUCCUUCCUGUGAGCCCAGAGGUCAUGAAACGGAGGCGAGGAGGGCUGAUUGAGCAGAGGGACAUCAUCAAAGCCCACGAAGCCCACAAGAUGCAGAGCACACCUCAAGCCCGGAGGAAAGAGUGGGAGAUGGCUCGCUUUGGGGAGGCUGUGGUUGGCAGGCCGGGAUCUGGAGAUGGAGACUCCGAGCAGAGCAGGAACCGGCAAGGAACACCAGUGCAGUCCUCGGGGGCAGCGGCAGCCUACAAGCAAUCCAAAGCCCAGAGGGCCAGGACUAUGGCUUUAUACAACCCCAUUCCGGUCAGGCAGAACUGUUUCACCGUCAACAGAUCCCUGUUUAUCUUCGGAGAAGAUAACAUUGUCAGGAAAUAUGCAAAGAAGCUCAUCGAUUGGCCGCCAUUUGAAUACAUGAUUCUGGCUACUAUCAUUGCCAAUUGCAUUGUCUUGGCAUUGGAACAACAUCUUCCAGAAGAUGAUAAGACUCCGAUGUCCAGAAGAUUGGAAAAAACCGAACCAUAUUUUAUUGGGAUUUUUUGCUUUGAAGCUGGGAUUAAAAUUGUGGCCCUCGGGUUUAUCUUCCACAAGGGCUCAUAUCUCCGUAAUGGCUGGAAUGUCAUGGACUUCAUUGUGGUUCUCAGUGGCAUCCUGGCCACAGCUGGGACUCACUUUAAUACCCAUGUGGACCUGAGGACCCUCCGGGCUGUGCGUGUACUGAGGCCGCUGAAACUUGUGUCAGGCAUUCCCAGUUUGCAAAUAGUACUCAAGUCAAUCAUGAAGGCAAUGGUGCCUCUUCUACAGAUUGGCCUUCUUCUGUUCUUUGCCAUCCUGAUGUUCGCCAUCAUUGGCCUGGAGUUUUACAGUGGAAAACUGCACAGGGCCUGCUUUAUGAACAAUUCAGGUGUGCUGGAGGGGUUUGACCCUCCCCACCCAUGUGGGGUGCAGGGCUGCCCAGAUGGUUAUGAGUGCAAAGACUGGAUUGGCCCCAAUGAUGGAAUCACUCAGUUUGACAACAUUCUCUUUGCUGUGCUGACCGUCUUCCAGUGUAUAACCAUGGAAGGAUGGACUACCGUGCUGUACAAUACCAAUGAUGCCUUAGGAGCCACCUGGAAUUGGCUGUACUUCAUCCCCCUCAUCAUCAUCGGAUCCUUCUUUGUUCUCAAUCUUGUCCUGGGAGUGCUUUCCGGGGAAUUUGCCAAAGAAAGAGAGAGAGUGGAGAACCGUAGAGCCUUUAUGAAACUGCGGAGACAGCAACAAAUCGAACGAGAGUUGAAUGGGUAUCGUGCUUGGAUAGACAAAGCAGAGGAAGUGAUGCUGGCUGAAGAAAACAAAAAUUCUGGAACAUCAGCUUUGGAAGUGCUCCGAAGGGCAACCAUCAAAAGGAGCCGUACUGAGGCCAUGACUCGUGACUCAAGUGAUGAACACUGUGUUGACAUCUCCUCUGUGGGUACUCCUCUUGCACGUGCCAGUAUAAAAAGUACUAAAGUAGAUGGAGCCUCUUAUUUUCGGCACAAGGAGCGGCUUCUACGUAUCUCCAUUCGUCAUAUGGUUAAAUCUCAAGUUUUUUAUUGGAUGGUUUUGAGCGUGGUAGCUCUCAACACUGCCUGUGUGGCUAUUGUCCAUCACAACCAGCCCCUGUGGCUCACCCACCUCCUCUACUAUGCAGAGUUUUUGUUUUUGGGACUCUUCCUUUUAGAAAUGGCCCUGAAGAUGUAUGGCAUGGGGCCACGUCUUUAUUUUCAUUCUUCCUUCAAUUGCUUUGAUUUUGGGGUCACUGUGGGAAGUAUCUUUGAAGUGGUUUGGGCCAUCUUUAGACCUGGCACCUCUUUUGGAAUCAGUGUCUUACGGGCUCUCCGACUUCUCAGAAUAUUUAAGGUUACCAAGUAUUGGGCAUCCCUACGGAAUUUAGUGGUCUCACUGAUGAGUUCCAUGAAAUCCAUCAUCAGUUUACUUUUCUUACUCUUCCUCUUUAUUGUUGUCUUUGCUCUGUUGGGAAUGCAGCUCUUUGGAGGCAGGUUUAAUUUUAAUGAUGGGACUCCUUCAGCAAAUUUUGACACCUUUCCUGCAGCCAUUAUGACAGUAUUCCAGAUCUUGACAGGUGAGGACUGGAAUGAGGUGAUGUACAAUGGGAUCCGUUCUCAGGGUGGAGUUAGCUCUGGUAUGUGGUCUGCCAUCUACUUCAUUGUGCUCACUCUGUUUGGCAACUACACCCUACUGAAUGUGUUCUUGGCCAUCGCUGUGGAUAAUUUGGCCAAUGCUCAGGAGCUGACAAAGGAUGAGCAGGAGGAGGAGGAGGCCUUCAAUCAGAAGCAUGCCCUACAGAAAGCCAAGGAAGUCAGCCCAAUGUCUGCACCUAACAUGCCUUCUAUAGAAAGAGACAGAAGGAGGAGACACCACAUGUCGAUGUGGGAGCCACGCAGCAGCCACCUGAGGGAGAGGAGGAGACGUCAUCACAUGUCUGUAUGGGAACAGCGCACCAGUCAGCUGAGGAGACACAUGCAGAUGUCCAGCCAGGAGGGUAUCAACAAGGAAGACGCCCCUCCCAUGAAUCCCCUCAACCCCCUCAAUCCCCUCAGCCCUCUCAAUCCCCUCAAUGCACAUCCUAGUCUUUACAGGAGGCCCAAACCUUUGGAGGGUUUGGGACUGGAGAAGUUUGAGGAGGAACCUGGAAAUCGUGGGGACUUUCAUAAGGGUGAACAAUCAGAAGACCAGAAGAGUCCCAUGUCCAGGCCUAGGAGGGAGCAGCAAUGGCUCUCCAAGUCAUGCCAUGGAAACUGUGACCCAGCAGAGCAGGAAUCAGGAGUUGGAGAGGCAGUGGUGGGCUUUGAGGAGCGGGCCCGUCACAGGCAGAGUCAGCGCCGUAGCCGCCACCGGCGAGUCCGGACUGAGAUGAAGGAACAGGCUUCCACUGGUGAAAGCAGAUCUGGGAGUCAGGAGAGAGGCCUGGAAGAAGGGAUAACAACUGAGGGGGAGAAGAGAAGGGACUCUAAGGGGAAUCAGGAGGGCAAGGAGGUUUCUAUUCACGAAGAAGAGAGAAGCAAAGAGUUAAAAAGAACCAAUAGCCUUAUGGUUUCAGGAGGCCGUGGGCUAUCAACACCUACUGAUGAAAUGAGGACUCCCUUGGUCCUCUCUCCUCCAGAGCUAGAAACAGGAAAGGACAUCGGCCUAACAGAGCAGGAGCAGGAGGGGACCAGUGAACAAGCACUUCUAGAGGAUGUACAGCUGGAUGUGGGCCGGGCUAUCAGUCGCAGUGAGCCUGACCUUUCCUCCAUAACAACCAACGUGGAGAAGGGCACGGAGAGCACUAGUGUUGCCGUCACCAUCCCUGACGUGGGCACCUUGGUGGAUUCCACUGUGGUGCAUAUUAGCAACAAAACAGAUGGAGAAGCUAGCCCCUUGAAGGAGGCAGAGAUUAAAGAGGAUGGAGAAGAAAUUGAGAAAAAGCGAAAGAAGGAAAAGAGCUCAAACACAGGCAAAGCAAUGGUGCCCCACAGCUCUAUGUUCAUCUUCAGCACUACUAACCCGAUUCGAAGGGCAUGCCACUACAUUGUGAAUCUACGCUACUUUGAAAUGUGCAUCCUUUUGGUUAUUGCAGCCAGCAGCAUUGCCUUGGCUGCUGAGGAUCCAGUCCUGACUAACUCAGAACGGAACAAAGUCCUGAGGUAUUUUGACUAUGUUUUUACUGGCGUAUUCACCUUUGAGAUGGUUAUAAAGAUGAUAGACCAGGGCCUGAUUCUACAGGAUGGAUCUUACUUUCGAGACCUGUGGAAUAUCUUGGACUUUGUGGUGGUAGUUGGGGCAUUGGUGGCCUUUGCUUUGGCGAACGCUUUGGGAACCAACAAAGGCCGGGAUAUCAAAACCAUUAAGUCUCUGCGUGUGCUCCGAGUUCUGAGGCCACUGAAAACCAUCAAACGCUUACCCAAGCUGAAGGCUGUCUUUGACUGUGUAGUGACCUCCCUGAAGAAUGUAUUCAACAUACUCAUUGUCUACAAGCUCUUCAUGUUCAUCUUUGCCGUCAUUGCAGUUCAACUCUUCAAGGGAAAAUUCUUUUAUUGCACAGAUAGCUCCAAAGACACAGAAAAGGAAUGCAUAGGCAACUAUGUGGAUCAUGAAAAAAACAAGAUGGAGGUAAAGGGUCGGGAAUGGAAACGUCAUGAGUUCCACUAUGACAACAUCAUUUGGGCCCUCUUGACCCUUUUCACUGUAUCUACAGGGGAGGGCUGGCCGCAAGUUUUGCAGCAUUCUGUGGACGUGACUGAGGAAGACCGGGGCCCAAGCCGCAGCAAUCGCAUGGAAAUGUCAAUUUUUUAUGUGGUUUACUUCGUGGUCUUCCCCUUCUUCUUUGUCAAUAUCUUUGUUGCCCUCAUCAUCAUUACUUUCCAGGAGCAAGGGGACAAGAUGAUGGAAGAGUGUAGCUUGGAAAAAAAUGAGAGGGCAUGCAUUGAUUUUGCCAUCAGUGCCAAACCACUCACCCGCUACAUGCCCCAGAACCGGCAUACCUUUCAGUACCGUGUUUGGCAUUUUGUGGUAUCCCCAUCUUUCGAAUACACCAUCAUGGCCAUGAUUGCCUUGAACACUGUGGUGCUGAUGAUGAAGUACUACUCUGCUCCCUGUACCUAUGAACUGGCACUGAAGUAUCUGAAUAUAGCUUUUACCAUCGUGUUCUCACUGGAAUGCAUCCUCAAGAUUAUUGCUUUCGGCUUCUUGAAUUAUUUCCGAGACACCUGGAACAUCUUUGAUUUCAUUACAGUCAUUGGCAGCAUCACAGAAAUUAUACUGACAGACAGCAAGCUGGUGAAUACUAGUGGCUUCAAUAUGAGCUUUCUAAAGCUCUUUCGAGCAGCCCGUCUUAUCAAGCUCCUCCGACAGGGUUAUACCAUCCGUAUUUUGCUAUGGACUUUUGUUCAGUCUUUUAAGGCCCUCCCCUAUGUCUGUCUAUUGAUUGCCAUGCUUUUCUUCAUUUAUGCCAUUAUUGGGAUGCAGGUUUUUGGAAAUAUAAAAUUAGAUGAAGAGAGUCACAUUAACCGACACAACAACUUCCGAAGUUUUUUUGGGUCCCUCAUGCUGCUCUUCAGGAGUGCCACAGGUGAGGCAUGGCAGGAAAUUAUGUUAUCUUGUCUGGGAGAGAAAGGCUGUGAACCUGAUACCACUGCACCCUCAGGGCAGAAUGAGAAUGAACGAUGUGGCACUGAUCUGGCCUACUUUUACUUUGUUUCUUUCAUCUUUUUCUGCUCUUUUUUGAUGCUUAACCUGUUUGUGGCUGUUAUCAUGGACAAUUUUGAGUACUUGACCCGGGACUCAUCUAUCCUUGGACCUCAUCACUUAGAUGAAUUUGUCCGAGUCUGGGCAGAGUAUGAUCGAGCUGCAUGCGGCAGGAUCCUGUAUAAGGAUAUGUACAAAUUAGUACGGGUGAUCUCGCCUCCUCUGGGCCUGGGAGAGAACUGCCCCUACAGGGUGGCGUGCAAGAGAUUGGUUCUGAUGAACAUGCCAGUAGCUGAGGACAUGACCGUCCAUUUCACUUCUACACUGAUGGCUCUAAUUCGAACAGCUCUGGACAUCAAGAUUGCAAAAGGUGGUGCAGAUAGGCAGCAGCUGGAUUCUGAGCUGCAAAAGGAGACCCUGGCUAUCUGGCCUCACCUGUCCCAGAAGAUGCUGGAUCUGCUUGUACCCAUGCCAAAAGCCUCAGACUUGACAGUUGGGAAAAUAUAUGCAGCCAUGAUGAUCAUGGACUAUUAUAAGCAAAGCAAAAUAAAGAAGCAGAGACAGCAGCUGGAAGAACAGAAAAAUGCUCCCAUGUUCCAGCGAAUGGAACCCUCAUCUUUGCCUCAGGAGAUCCUUUCUAAUGCCAAAGCCCUGCCUUAUCUCCAGCAGGACACUCUUUCAGGCCUGAGCAGUCGGAGUGGGUACCCAUCUAUGAGUCCACUUUCUCCCCAAGAAAUAUUCCAGUUGGCUUGUAUGGACCCAAACCAUGAGGAGUUCCAGGAGCAACAGUCUCUGGAGCCAGAGGUUAGUGAGUUAAAAAUCGUGCAAUCCUCUAAGCAUGGCAGCUACCUCCCUUCGGACACCCAGGAGCAUGCAGUAUCUGGGAGGGCAUCAUCAAUGCCACGCCUGACUAUGGAUCCCCAGGUGGUGACGGACCCAAGCUCCAUGAGGCGUUCCUUUUCCACUAUCAGAGACAAGCGCACGAACUCCUCCUGGUUAGAGGAGUUUUCAAUGGAGCGAAGCAGUGAAAACACCUACAAGUCUCGCCGACGCAGUUACCAUUCUUCUUUGCGCCUGUCAGCUCACCGGCUGAAUGCCGACUCAGGCCACAAAUCUGAUACCCAUCGCUCAGGAGGCAGAGAACGUGGCCGAUCCAAAGAACGCAAGCACCUUCUGUCUCCUGAUGUAUCCCGCUGUAAUUCUGAAGAACGGGGUGCUCAGGGAGACUGGGAGUCUCCUGAGCGACAACAGUCCAGAUCACCUAGUGAGGGCAGGUCUCAGACACCCAACAGACAAGGUACAGGUUCCCUUAGUGAAAGCUCCAUUCCUUCUAUCUCUGACACCAGCACCCCAAGGCGAGGUCGUCGACAGCUUCCACCUGUUCCCCCCAAACCCCGGCCCCUCCUCUCCUACAGCUCCUUGAUGCGACAUCCUGGUAGCAUCUCCCCACCAUAUGAUGGGAGUGAAGUUGGCUCCCCACUCCCCUCCAAGGCCCUGGAAGGCAAUGAUGCUUGCCUGACUGAGUCUUCCAGCUCACCACAAGCAAAGCAGAGUCAGCCCUCCACUCCCCAGCGCUAUAUCUCAGAGCCUUACCUGGCUUUGCAUGAAGACUCCCAUGCCUCGGACUGUGGCGAGGAGGAAACACUCACCUUUGAGGCUGCUGUGGCCACCAGCCUGGGCCGCUCCAACACCAUUGGUUCAGCCCCUCCCCUGAGACACAGCUGGCAGAUGCCCAAUGGGCACUACCGGAGGCGGAGGCGUGGGGGACCAGGGCCAGGGAUGAUGUGUGGGGCUGUUAGUGAUCUCCUGAGUGACACAGAAGAAGAUGAUAAAUGCUAGAGGCCAUGCCCCCCUCCAAUGCAUGCUCUUCUCCAAUAUGGGGGAAAACAGAUAGACCCAACAAGCCAGUGAAGCCUGGGGGGAGGAGGAAGAAGAAAGGACAUUAUGCAGAACCAGAGAAGAAAAAAGAAAGGAAAAUAGAAAAACACUCAAACCCACCAAAAAUGAUUUGAUUUCCCUUUGCAAGAUGGGCACAGCUAUGGAUCUGUCUCCUUGCUGAGGGACAGAGAGAGAAAUGUGGGAAUGUGGACAAUCAUCUUCAAGGGAAAAGAAACACCGAUAUAAUGGCUCUACUUCCCCCUCAUU